AAUGGUAAUGUUCAUCAUCAUCUUCUCAUGUCUGUUCGGUGAUGUUUCACAGAUAUUGAUAAUGGGUUUCAGCGUGAUCAUCAUCUUUGCUCUGCUGCAGAUCCGUCUGCUGAAUGCUGGGGUGAAUCCAGAGGAUCUUUCUAACAUUGAAAGAACUGACUCUUCUAAUCCCCAUCAGCGUCACGCUCGUGCAUUGCCUCUAAAGAAGCUUUUUGCUGGGAAAGAUAAGGAGGACCGGAGCAUUCUUGACCCAAACACUUACUUGGAGUUGGUUGACUCAAAAACUCCACCUGAAGAUGCAUAUACAUUUUUCCAUAAAGAAAAAGAAUAUUACAUUAUUCAAACGGGGAAAUGUAAUGAAUUUAAGUUAGAAAUACUUGAUAAGUUUAAUGCUAAUGAUAAGGAACAUCAAUUUCUGGUGAAUAAAGACAACUUUGAAGAUUUAGAGUGGAAAACAUGGGCAGAUAUAGAGAGUAGCAAGACUCCAUUUGCCCCAGUGUGGAUUUGUGAACAUUAUUACAUUGCUAAAGAUGAAUCUGGUAAGCCUUCUUUGACCAAACAAAUAGAUAAAACAAAAAAGAAAACUGAAUAUCUCUACCUAAACAAUGACAAAUUGGAGACAUUAGAUAUGCAUUCUGAAGAUCCAGUACAGAAAACGCCAGGAAAUAUAGAAGUGCUAAAACAGUUCAUAUUUGUCAACAAGAACUGUAAGUCAGCCAAACAUGUGGUGAAGUUGGAUCAAGGCAGUGACGAAUCAAGUUCUUCUCAGAAGGGCCGUACGCAUGCGUUCGGAGGAUCAGCCUCUGGUGGAUCACUUAAUCUGAAAUAUGACUACAGUCGCUCGAACACUAUAACGACAUCCAAUGUUGAUAAGAUGCUGCACUCAUGGAAUAUGGAGAUAGAGGUUCCUCCCAACCAUUCUUGCUCCAUUAAAGUGACAAGCAAAACCUUUACGAGUACAGUCCAGUACUCUUAUAUAUCAUAUAUAUAUAGAUGAAAAUAAUUGCAUUCGCUGCAUUGUUGUUUUCUGCAGUAUUUUAGCACGAGUAUAAAUCUGCUGUUCACCGUGUUU
Messenger RNA from Megalobrama amblycephala (Wuchang bream), 1072 nucleotides. RefSeq names its product natterin-3-like. The record is from RefSeq and is a predicted model, not a curated record. The transcript has 2 exons. The coding region runs from base 2 to 997 and encodes 331 amino acids. Lineage: Eukaryota; Metazoa; Chordata; Actinopteri; Cypriniformes; Xenocyprididae.